This is a messenger RNA of Phaedon cochleariae (mustard beetle), 4596 nucleotides long. The record is from the annotation of a GenBank genome assembly. Lineage: Eukaryota; Metazoa; Arthropoda; Insecta; Coleoptera; Chrysomelidae.
GAGAAAAUGACAGGAAAAACUGAAGCAAGUGGUAACGUGGUCGCACCAACCGUGCAGCAGAUAAUUUCAGAUAGAAUUACAGAGCUUGCAGAGAAAUAUUGGGCACCACAUUCACAAGAAAAGCACCUAGAAUUCGAUCCUGAUGUCAUUGAAGAUAUUUACAUGCAUGAUAUUCGUGGCAGCAACUUCUCUGUUCGGAGAACCAUGAUACUGGAAUUCAGUCAGUAUUUAGAAAACUUCCUUUGGCCCAACUAUAACUCCAGUUCUUCCUAUGCUCAUAUGAUGUCAAUCAUAAUAAUGGUUAAUGAAAAAUUCAGAGAAAGAGUACAAGUAUGGCAAGCAUUCCGUAAAGUUCCUGAUCAUUUUCCAGAUUUCUUCCAACAAGUAUUGAGAGCUUGUCUUGAAGAUGAGCUUUUGGUGAACAUAAGAGAACAAACAGCACUUUUGGUCUUUCUCAACCACUGUUUUAGUAGUAUGGAGGAAGCUCUAUGCCGUGAUCAGGUUAAAAGAUUAGUUUCUCUAUCCAUGUGGGUAUCUUUACAACCUGCCAGGAGAGAAUAUGAGUUCAAAUUGAAUCCAAAAUGGAAAAAAUACUGGAGAGCUAUACAGAGGAAAGAUAAACCAGAUCAAUUGGAGAAACUGACAUGGGAAAGAACCUUUUUACAUAGGCUUAUGUUGAAAUUCAUGGAUAUUUUGGAUUCAAUUACUGAAGAUGGCAUUUGCCCUAGUGACAAAGUUCAUUAUUGUGAGAGAUUCCUUGAAUUGAUGAUAGAUCUAGAGGCUCUUUUACCUACAAGAAGAUUUUUCAACACUGUGCUAGAUGACUGUCAUUUGGUAGUACGUUGCCAACUUUCUGCAUUGGUCAAAAGAACAGAAGGGCAUCUAUUCAGUCAGCUUCUAGAAAUGCUGAAAUUCUAUACUAGAUUUGAGAUCAGUGAUGAAUCAGGAGACCCAUUGACAGAUCAUGAUAUGACCCAAUUGCAUUAUUCUAAAAUCACAAGCUUACAGAAAGCAGCAUUUAAAAACUUUCCAGAUUUGAGGAAUUUUGCACUUAGUAAUGUUGCAAAUGUUGAUACAAGAAAAAGUCUUACCAAACACUUUGCUGCUCUUGGUCAGGAAAAUUUGAGACAAAUAGCCACUUAUUUAAAUCUAGUUCCUACUCCAGAACAGGAAGAAGAAUACAAAUGGUGUAGAAUGGAUGAGAUAUUUCUGAGAGAAUUAUUGAUAUCAAGGCAUGAGAAAAGAGUUUCCCAAUUGGAAGCUCUCAAUGAAAUGCCUUUGUACCCUACUGAAGACAUCAUCUGGGAUGAAAAUAUUGUUCCAACUGCCUACUUUUCCGGAGAAGGAUGCUUGGCACUUCCCAAGCUCAAUUUACAAUUUUUGACCUUACAUGACUAUCUUCUGAGAAAUUUCAACCUAUUCAGGUUGGAGUCCACAUAUGAGAUAAGGCAAGAUAUUGAAGAUUCUGUCAGUAGACUUUGCCCUUGGAAAGCUGAGAAUGAUAGCAUUUAUUGGGGUGGGUGGGCGAGAAUGGCACAGGUUAUUAUCAAUUUCGCCGUGGUCGAAGUGGCCAAGCCGAACAUCGGCGAAAACAGACCCAGCAAAGUUCGAGCUGACGUAACUGUCAAUUUGGCUGUCAGACCUGAAAUUAAGGCAGAAUGGGAGAAUUUGAGGAAACAUGACGUAUGUUUUUUGGUUACUGUCAAGCCACCAAACCCAAUAGGUACAAAAUACAACUAUAAGGACCCUUUCAUACCUCAAGUAGGCCUCCAGUGCAUCAGAGGCUGUGAGGUGGAGGGUAUGUUGGACAGUAAUGGUAGGGUGAUCGAGGAUGGACCUGAACCGAGACCUGUUCUACCGGGUGACCAAAGAACAUAUCGAGUGUGGCUAGAUUGCAACCAAUAUCGGAACGACAUGAAUAACACCAAUCAAGGAAAAGAAGAUGUUUAUGAAGGAUUCAAUAUUCUCAUGAGGCGAAAACCGAAAGAGAACAACUUCAAGGCGGUUCUGGAAACCAUCAGAGAACUGAUGAAUACAGAAUGUGUCGUGCCGGAAUGGCUGCAUGAUAUCAUCCUAGGCUAUGGCGAUCCUAGUGCAGCUAACUACAAGAAGAUGCCCAAUCAAAUAUCUUCUAUGGAUUUCAACGAUACCUUCAUCAAUAUGGACCACUUGAGAUCUUGCUUUCCAGAAUAUGAAUUUCAGGUAAAGACUGAUGACCCUAAGAAAUUGGUGAGACCAUUCAGGUUGACAUUUGAGGAUCUAGGAAAGGAAGAGAAGGAAGAAGAAAAGAAGGCGAUCAUUAUUGAACCACAUGUAAUACCAAGGAGGGGUCCUUAUACAUUCAAUGAACCCAAGAAAAACAUGAUCCAUUUUACUCCGACCCAAGUGGAAGCCAUAAAAUCUGGCAUGCAGCCUGGUUUAACCUUAGUCGUCGGUCCUCCGGGUACGGGUAAAACGGACGUUGCCGUCCAAAUCAUCUCUAAUCUGUACCACAACUUUCCCAACCAGCGAACUAUCAUUGUCACACAUUCCAAUCAGGCGCUAAAUCAGCUUUUCGAUAAAAUUGUCGCUUUGGACAUUGACGAGCGCCAUUUACUCCGUUUGGGACAUGGUGAGGAAGCAUUGGAAACAGAAAAAGACUUCAGUAGGUAUGGUAGGGUGAAUUAUGUAUUAGCUAAGCGAUUGGACCUUCUGUUGGAAGUGGAAAGACUUCAAAAGUCUAUGAAAGUGGAGGGAGACGUGGCUUACACCUGUGAAACGGCUGGUCACUUCUAUUUGUACCAGAUUUUAUCCAGAUGGGAACAUUUCCUCAGUAUUGUCAAACCGAAAUAUGAAAAGGAAGUGCCAGUCGGCACCGUAUCCAAAGAAUUCCCGUUCACCAAAUUCUUCGAUAACGCGCCGAAACCCUUGUUCAAGGGCCAGUCUUACGCAGAAGACCUCGAGAUAGCCGAAAGUUGCUUCAGGUACAUCCAGCACAUUUUCAACGAGCUGGAAGAAUUCAGGGCUUUUGAGCUCCUGAGGUCAGGUUUAGACAGGUCGAAGUACCUGUUGGUGAAAGAGGCGAAAAUCAUUGCGAUGACGUGUACUCACGCCGCUUUGAAAAGGAAGGAAUUGGUAGAGAUAGGCUUUAAGUAUGAUAACAUAUUGAUGGAAGAAUCGGCUCAGAUAUUGGAAAUCGAAACUUUCAUCCCGCUCCUGCUCCAGAAUCCGCAAGACGGUUUCAACAGGUUGAAGAGGUGGAUAAUGAUCGGGGAUCACCAUCAGCUACCCCCCGUCAUCAAAAACAUGGCUUUCCAAAAGUAUUCCAACAUGGAGCAGAGUCUGUUCACUCGAUUAGUGAGGUUAGGAGUGCCUACCGUCGACCUCGACGGGCAAGGUCGUGCCAGACCAAGCAUAUGCAAUUUGUAUAAGUGGAGAUACAAGAAUCUGGGAAACUUGAAACACGUAGAAAACUGGAUGGAAUACAAACUUGCAAAUCCAGGAUUAGCUUAUGAUUUUCAGUUGAUAGACGUGCAAGAUUUCAAUGGUAUUGGCGAAUCUGAACCCAACCCUUAUUUUUACCAGAAUCUGGCCGAAGCUGAAUAUUGUGUAGCUCUGUUCAUGUAUAUGAGACUGAUCGGGUAUCCAGCAAGCAAAAUCACGAUUCUCACCACUUAUAACGGACAAAAACAUUUGAUUCGUGACGUCAUCAACACUAGAUGCGCCGAUAAUCCUAUCAUCGGCCGACCCCAUAAGGUAACUACUGUUGACAAAUACCAAGGUCAGCAGAACGAUUACAUAUUACUGUCCCUUGUCAGAACAAGAGCAGUAGGUCACUUGAGGGAUGUCCGGCGUCUUGUAGUCGCCAUGUCACGUGCUAGAUUAGGGCUCUACAUUUUUGCCAGAGUGUCUUUGUUCAAGAAUUGCUUUGAGUUGACACCAGCAUUUGAACAGCUUACAGCAAGACCCACCAAGCUGCACUUGGUCUUGAAUGAAUUAUAUCCUACAAGGAGGUUCAACAAUCAGAGACCUUCUGCUAAACCAAUGGUUGUACAGGAUAUGACCCAUUUGGCAAAUUAUGUGUAUGAGUUUUAUGUACAGAGGGCGAAACAACUCAAGCAAUUUUAUAAUGCUGACAACAAGUGGAAAAAACCGGGCGAUGUUGAUAUUCAUUCACACGAAGGAUUUGUUUCGUCUCAUCCUGGGGAAGACAGAGAUUCAGACAGUGAUGAUGAAGAUUCUGGUAAACAGUUGCCGGUUCCUAUUCAAGAAGAACCUUUAGAUGAUCAACCUGUAGAAGUUGUUCAGAGACCGGAACAGAUGAUGGAUACGUCAGAAUCAACAGAAGUUCAACAAGUGUUAGAAUCAACAGAAGUUCAGCAAGUGUUAGAAUCAACAGAAGUUCAGCAAGUGUUAGAAUCAACAGAGGUUCAACAACUUUUGGUGCCAACAGAAGUUCAACAAGUCCCAGACCCAAAUGAAGGCAGUUCUAUGGACGUUAGUGAUCAUGAAGCUUGUGAUGAAGAAAUGGGAGAACAGGAACAAGAAAUUGACACUGGAGAAGCUGAAAAUGAUGAAUAAUUGUAAUCUAUAAAAAAUAAAUAUUUUUUAUGAAAC